AAAAUAGCCGAAAUGAAAAAAUAGUGUUUGCUGCCAAGGCAACAGAUGGCGGUUAGUGCAACUGGUUCCGUUCAUUAUAAAAAUUAUUUAGUCAACAGAAACACGAAUUUAGGUGUUAGAGAAGUGGCCUUAACGUGUUUCCCAAACAAAUAAAAUUCAGUAAUUAGCGUGUAGUUAAUUUUUUUUUUAAAAUAAAAUAAUUAAUAGGUAUGGAGAGCGAUUAUAAAUCUGAUCCUGAAACUACAAAAGAGGAAAAAGGAAAUAAUUACGAAAAAGAGCUAAAAACUGAACUAGACCUGACAGAAACAAAAUGCGGUAUCGGUUGCUUUUAUCCCGGAUGGUUGCAAUUUUUAGCCAGCAAGAAAGUAUUCGUUAUAAUUUAUUCUUUAGCUGGCAUGCAACAAGUCAUGAUGAGCUCGUAUCAUGUUGGAACCUCGAGUACUGUGGAGAAAAAUUUCAAUAUGUCAAGCAGAAUGAUCGGAAUGAUUUCUGCAGCUAGUCACGUCAGUAACGUAAUUGCAAAUUUGGCGUUGACUUAUAUCGCGGGCAAAGGUCAUCGCACUCGAUGGGUUGCUUUUGCAAUGUUGGCAAUUUCUACUUCUUGUUUUAUCAGAACCGUUCCUUAUCUUAUUUUCGGAGGAGGAGAAAAUAUCAAGCUAUAUACUAAGGAGUACGAAGCUUUAGCUAACGUGACCCAUCCGUAUUUGGAAAAUGAUAUUGGAAACACAACUGGAAUUACUUAUUUACACACCAAUGUCAACUGCAAACAAAACGAAGACGCGAGUUUUCCAGACAGGAUGUCAUUUUAUACGUUUCUUUGCGCCCAGCUUAUCGUGGGAAUAGGUUCGUCGAUGUACUGGACAUUGGGAAGUGUUUAUUUGGAUGAUAACGUUCGUAAAAAUGUGGUUCCAGUUCUACUAGCAUUUGCACAAGCAAUAACAUUAUUAGGACCUACGAUUGGUUUUGUAAUUUCAUCUUUCACGUUGAAGAUUUAUGUCAACCCUAGCUUGACUCCAACGAUCACUCAUCGCGAUCCUAGAUGGAUUGGUGCUUGGUGGAUGGGUUGGUAUCCAAUUGGAAUAUUUGGUUUAGUAUGCGCAUCUGCCUUAUCCUUAUUUCCAAAAACAUUACCAAGGGCUGCAUUGAGAAAACUUGGGAGCCCUUCUAAUCCUAAAAGUGAUCAGAUAUCAUUUUCAGAUUUCAAAAAUGUCAUGAAAAGGAUUUGCAAAAAUAAAAUCGUCAUGUUCAAUUCCUUCAGCUCAGUGAGUUUCUUUUUAGGGACUUUAGCUUUUUGGACAUUUAUGCCUAAAUAUAUGGAAUCCCAGUUCAGAUUUACUGCAUCACAAUCUAGUCUUUUAACAGGUUCAGUAAGUAUUUUGACAAACGCUGUGGGUAUUGUGACCGCCGGUUUGAUAAUUACUAAAUUUAAACCAUCGGCGAGAAUUCUAGCAGGUUGGAAUGUAGUUGUUGAAUUUCUCGAUGUCUUAGGUCGUAUCGCAUUAAUAUUUUUGAGUUGCGAAGAACCGAAAUAUCACGGGCAUUGGAAUACUAAUAACAGCUGGAACUUGACAGAAAAUUGUAAUGAGAAGUUCAAUUGUGGAAGUGAUAUUCAAUAUGCUCCAGUAUGUGAUACAUCUCGUGAUCUCGUAUUCUAUUCGUCGUGCCAUGCUGGAUGUUCCUCAUCUUCAAUGCUGAAUGGUACAAAAAUAUACAAUGAUUGUAAUUGUGUUCCUGAUCCGAAUGCGAUAGUAAAAGAUGGAAUGUGUCCGGUGGAUUGUUCCACGAGGAUUGCAUUGCUUUUUGUAAUGAUGUUAAUUUUAGGUUUAACAUCGGCCACAGGAAGGUCGGCUAAUACGUUGAUACAGUUUAGAUCUGUUGACGAGAAAGAUAAAUCAAUGGCACUUGGAUUCACUAGCACAUUGUUAAAUUUAUUCGCAUUUAUGCCAGCACCAAUUCUAUAUGGGAUGAUCAUGGAUUGGACUUGCAUAGUCUGGGGAGACCACUGCGGAUCCAGAGGAAAUUGCUGGAUUUACGACAGCACGAAGUUACGACUUGGUUUCAAUUUGACUUCUGCAGGAUUCAUGUUUGUGGGAACCAUUCUGGAUUGUUUUGUGUGGUAUUACGUUAAAGGAUUAAGAAUUUACGACGAAGAUUUCGAGGAAGAUUCAAAAAAUACCGCAACGACCGAUCAGAUUCUGGAGAAAAAAAUCAAAAAAAACGACAAACUUGAAAAUAAUGUCGAGUUAUCUCUUAUGUUUACAAAUGAUGAUGCUUUAAAAAAGCUUGACUCGUAGAAAUAAUAGGUAAUAAUAAUAAUAUCACCAUGUUAAAAAAACAAUUAGGAUUUGGGGAAAUACCUGAUUAGUCAUACAGGUAAUGUAUUUACCUAUAGGUACCUCUGAGUAUAAUUUUUAUAACGGCUCUUCGUGUAACUUCUGAACUUUAUUCUACCAAACCUAUAAUGAAAAUAGGUAAAACUACGUCAUAAACGCUUCAUUAAGGUGUUUAUAAUAUAACCACGCUUCAGCAAAGCUUCGACGACCGAAUAAUUCGUUUCGUUAAAAUUUUUCAGUGUUGCACAUAAAUUGAUUGAGCAAUUAAAAAAAUAUUAUUCAACCAUGAAAUGAUAAUGUUAAUACCUACAUGAAAGAUUGAAACCACCAUUGUUAAUUUCUCAUCGCCUUACAGAUAAGCUGAUGUGAUUAGCUCUUUCAUUUCAUUCAUUAUCAUCGUUAGUUGUUCAGGUUUCAGAAUUUCAAAAAAUUCAAAAAAAAAAAUUUGUAGAAAACUUUGUAUUUUUAAAAUUAAUCUGCGAUAUUCUCAACAAUUUUAUUCUUAGCAUCCUCAUUGUGAGAAGUUCCUUGAAAGAAACUGCAGAUUUCAUUUAUUCAACUUUCAAUAGGUACUUAUCUAAUGUGUUAUAAAGAUCUCAUCUGUAAAAUAUACCUUUAAGCAAUUUGAUUUUCAAGAGCAUGAAAAUUCUCUAUCGAGUUCCAAAUUCAUUGUAUGAGCUAGUUUAUAAUAUUUUUAGCUGUCAGAUAUUUAUUGAAUCGUUCGCUUUUUUUAAUUUUAAGAAAAAAAUUAUAGAUCAUAAAUUUUUUUUACCAAA
Planococcus citri (citrus mealybug) is the source of this 3109-nucleotide messenger RNA. Its product is annotated as solute carrier organic anion transporter family member 74D-like. Gene Ontology annotation, cellular component: plasma membrane. The record is from RefSeq and is a predicted model, not a curated record. Gene Ontology annotation, biological process: transmembrane transport; sodium-independent organic anion transport. Gene Ontology annotation, molecular function: protein binding. The transcript has 13 exons. The coding region runs from base 210 to 2294 and encodes 694 amino acids. NCBI's taxonomy places the organism in Eukaryota, Metazoa, Arthropoda, Insecta, Hemiptera, Pseudococcidae.